Molecule: messenger RNA, 919 nt
Organism: Antechinus flavipes (yellow-footed antechinus)
Lineage: Eukaryota; Metazoa; Chordata; Mammalia; Dasyuromorphia; Dasyuridae
Product: phospholipase A2, membrane associated-like
Biological process (GO): phospholipid metabolic process; negative regulation of T cell proliferation; arachidonate secretion
Molecular function (GO): phospholipid binding; calcium ion binding
Source: RefSeq, a predicted model, not a curated record
GCCUUGAGGACCAAUUAGACUCAAGAGCCCUUCAGUGGACAAUUUAACCAAGAAACAGCUAACAGCAUCUGGAAUCCAAAAGACCAGAAGACAUUUGUCCAAGUCAGCGAAGACAUCAAAAUGAAGAUAGUCUUGCUGCUAGCUGUACUAAUGGCCUGUGGCUUAUUUGAGGUACAAGACUUGCUACAAUUCCAAAACAUGAUUGGGAAGCUCACGGGAAAGAAUGCAAUUUUUGACUAUGGCUUCUAUGGCUGCCACUGUGGCUUGGGAGGCAAAGGAACCCCCAAGGAUGCUACUGACAGGUGCUGUUCCACCCAUGAUUGCUGCUAUUUUAAGCUGGAGAAGAAAGGCUGCAAACCCAAAACACAGAACUACAACUACAAGUACCAGUCUGGGUCCAUUAUCUGCGGGUCUGGGACCAGUUGUCAGAGGGCCAUUUGUGCCUGUGAUAAAGCUGCUGCCUACUGUAUGAAGAAAACCCUGUGGAGUUAUAACGUGAAAUAUCGCUAUUUCCCCAAUUUUCUGUGUAAAGGGAAUGAACCCCAAUGCGGAAGCCUAUUUUCUCUUUUUUCAAUAAGAAUUGACAAGAAACCUCAGAACUCCAAUUCCAAAGCCAUUAAUCUGACCCAUCCCAACCUUUUCUGAAUAGUAUUGCUUUGCCAUUAGAAUUCAGAUUAAUUAAUGCAAUCAAUCAACAAACCUUUAUUAAUUGCUUACUCUGAGCUAGGCAUUCUAAUAUAAAUUACCAACCUCAAUUCCAAAGGCCUGAUGAUGGAAUCCAUACCUGUAGUUUGCUGCUGUUGGGACUUUUGGUUUGGUUUCUUUAACUGUUCCUCAUUGUUAUGAGGAAGGGAGUGGUUAUUAGGAAGUGACAGUGAUAUAGGGAGGGGGAAGUAUCAAUAAAAGGUUGGGCCUGUUU